AGGGCGUGGAGUGAGGUACGAUGAGAUCGAUAUGGCGCUCUUCCGCGCCAAGCUCUCCUACCAUGCGACAGCUGAAGAGCGCAUGGCGUCGCGAGAUCCGAAUCUGGUCUCUAUCUCGGAACAUCAAGCGAGACUGUUGAGGCUCUGGGAGAUGCACCAGCACUCGAGGGAGGAAAAGAACGGUGGUAGCAUGACACCGGCCGAGAGGAACCAGCUGGCGCAAUUUCAAUGGCGAUACAAGCGCUUGGAGGACCUCGCCACACAGGGCACGAGGUAGCAUAAGACCACAGCAGCAUCAGCAUGAGAGCUAAUUGGGAGAGCAUCAUUA
Aspergillus welwitschiae is the source of this 328-nucleotide messenger RNA. RefSeq lists its product as uncharacterized. NCBI's taxonomy places the organism in Eukaryota, Fungi, Ascomycota, Eurotiomycetes, Eurotiales, Aspergillaceae. The record is from RefSeq and is a predicted model, not a curated record. Bases 32 to 277 code for a protein of 81 amino acids. The transcript has a single exon.